AUGUUCUUUAUGGUAAUUAUCUUUGUUUUUCAGUCGAGACAUCAGCUAGAAAUCGACCAAGCCGAUCUGAAGUCUCAAAACAACGAACUCAUCGCUAACAAUGCCGCCCUUACCGCAAUGAAGCGCAAAGUUGAAAACGACGUCCAAAUUGCUAGAAAUGAACUGGAUGAAUGUCUCAAUGAACUCAAAGCUUCGGAAGAACGCUCCCGCAAGGCAGCCGCCGACGCUGACCGUUUGGCCGAAGAGGUUCGACAGGAACAGGAACACGCUGCUCAUGUAGAACGACAAAGAAAGGGAUUGGAACUUACCGCGAAAGAACUCCAGGCCAAGAUAGAAGAAGCCGAGAGAGCCAUGCUUCAAUUCGGUCAAAAAGCCUUAUCCAAGGUUGAAGAGAAAGUCCGCCAAGCUUCCGCUCAAUACCAUGCUGAAGUUCGUCGCCAUCAAGAAGCCCUCAAGGGCUUAACUAAACAGGAUCGACGUUCCCGAGAACUCCAGUUCCAGGUAAAGUUAGCCUUUCUGCUCGGCUCCGCGACUUUUCCUACAUAUCUCAGCUGUCACCUACGCUUCUUUAUUGCUGGUACGCAUAAGUCGUUGUGCCUUCCCUAUUGGUGUGGUCCAGCCCCCUCCCCUUAA
This is a messenger RNA of Cooperia oncophora, 633 nucleotides long. NCBI's taxonomy places the organism in Eukaryota, Metazoa, Nematoda, Chromadorea, Rhabditida, Trichostrongylidae. The record is from the annotation of a GenBank genome assembly.